AUGGACGCUGAAAGGACUACGGAGAACCUCUAUUGGGCUGUGGUUCUUCAACAGUACGUAGAUGCAAACAGCCCAAGUGAUCCUGCGUCUGCUGCUGAACGGAAGAGGCUUGUUGACCAUCUUCAAGCGAAUCCGUGCUCUGCGCAAGCAUGGGCGCAAUUUCUGAUGCACGAGGAAGCUAUGUUCUAUUCAACAUCCGCAAGCCGCACCUUGAAAAACAACGCCAGGUUGCGACAUCUGUUCCGGUGCGCAUCGGACUUGGUGCCCUUGGAACAUGGGAUGGCUUCGGAAGCCUAUAUCUAUUUAAUGAUUGGACAUGCACGACACAUUUGGUACCGCCAUCAGGACGAGGCCCGGGACCUGUUCAAAGCAAUCAAAGCUAGGCAGUAUCCUCAUCGUGGCGCGCUGAUGUACUACGAGUGGGCUCUGCUGGAGCACGAGGCCGGCAAUACCACCAAGGCCUUGUCUGUACUGGAGAAAGGCCUCCGAGAUCGUGCAGAGCCCCGCAGUAUGCUGGAGGGGCUCAUGGCCCGCUGGCAACCUACGCAAGGGGUGGGAACAACAUCAGGCAGUAGUCGCGGAGAGACGACGACGGUGGUGCAGCAGCGGAAGGUUCAUUUCCAGGACGUAUCGGUGGCAGCUUUUGCUGCAACCAGCCUUACAGACGGUGCAGCAUCCUUCAGGCGCACUGCACCCUCGACGCCUGGGGCGAGCCUCAAGGACCCCAGCGAUUCUGCGACCUGCAGCUCGGGGGGCGGCAGCUCAGUUAGUAAGUCCAUGACCACAAUGCUCCCCGGGGACCUCAGCCUCGGAUUUUCGACACAGCAUACAGGUUGCAUGCCAACUAAAAGCCAAGUGUCGUACCAAAGCCACGCAUAUGAGGAGGACAUCACCAACUGCAGACCUGGGGAAGACAACAGGACUCCGGGCUUGCUUGGUGCCACGUCGCGCGGUGGGGCUGGCGGCAGCGGCAAUACGGGCACGGUCACAUUGCCUACGGGAAUUGGCUCUGCCUUGAACCUGGUGGCAGGUGCAGCCGCAGUUGCAGCGCUUGGUACUGGCUCUUCGACCGGGCAUAACACGACAAGUGGCAGUACGGGCUACCCGAUCUUGCGACGCUUCGGCUUCAAGAGCAAAGCAGUUCGGAUUAACGUAGAAGAUUCGAGGGCCGUGCAAUCAGAGGGUAUGAGCUCUACACUGACUGGUGUUGUGUCGCCUGCCAUGCCGGCGAACAGCGCUGCACCGAUUCUCAGCAGUUGCACGAAUGAGGCAGCCACGAGUCGACAAUCAGUGGGCAUGAGUCAGCAGGAGCCGCCAGCGGAAGAAUGCAAGAUAGACGGCAUCGGCAUUGUUACCUCACACAGCGCAUUGUCCUCUUCACAACCCGUGGCUUCUGCGGAGACGCAGGCUACGGACGACUUGGAAGAGGGAAUGACACGGAAGAGGCGUGCUGCAUCAGAUGCUGCCGUAUCUCCCACACGUUCGGUACUGUCCGUCGUGCUGCAAGAAGAGGGCCUGAAGCGCCGGCAGUCCCCGGACAUUGUACCGGCCGCUGGCCCGUCCUGCAGUGCAGGAUUCCCCACGAUACGCGGAGCAGCUGCUGCAUACGGUGCGGAUGGCAGCCCAUCAGCACGGCUGGCAGACGGACAUGUCGACGGGUGCCCGGAUGCCGGAAGGUGCAGCUUCAUGGGGCCCUCAGUGCCAUCUGAGCAUUUACCUGUGCAUGCUUCGGGGUCAAAUACGGCACCUCCUACCGUGUUGGCGGUCGAAACGGCUCUUGGGCAUGAUAGCUUGGGCGGGUGGCGGACGUCGCUGCCCCAGGCAAACCUACCUACUCCCUCUGCAGUGGUGCAUCAACGGGAGACGUCCGCGGAUGGCUAUCGAUCCAGUUACUCCACCGCCAGCGCUAGCCAAGCUGCUGGGCAACAUCUGGAGCGGCAUAGCAGUAGAAACGUGGCUAUUCCUAUGCGCAGCACCGGGUCCCAGGGUCCCUCCUACCCAGAUGAGAACGUGGUUCCUGCGGACACGGCAGAGGCUCCGUCUGGAGACGCAUCGCCUCCUGUGAUGGAUGAGAACCAAGCUCCCUUGCUCGAUGCGGCGAGGGCGACCAAGCAGGUGCAAGCUGUGACCUCCAGCGCGCCUGCGCCGCAGCAUCAGCUCCAGUACCUCGAUAACCGGGAACCGCUCAGGCCGGUUGGGUACGCGGCUUCAAGGCCGGUGCCGCCGCCGCAGGCAGCUGCUGCUGCACCGCAGCAACAGCCAGUGCCCAUGCAGCCAGUGGGCAAUUGGCCUGAGCGUCUUGAGCAGCGGCAGAUCCGGCCCAUCGAGAACGAAAUGUAUGUGUACGUGCGUGGCAUUCGGUACCAGAAGCUGGAUCUAGCUGGCAAAGGCGGUAGCAGCAAAGUUUACAAGGUGCUGGGUCUCAAUCGUGGCAUAUAUGCGUUGAAGCGCGUGCGAUUUCAGAACAAGGACAACGAGGUAGUCAAAGGUUUUGUCGAAGAAAUAACGCUUCUGCGCCAGCUACGUGGCAAGCCGAACAUCAUUCAACUGAUUGAUUCGCAGGUGUUUUACGGCCAAGGCUCCACUGGCGUCGGUUUCGUGUACAUGGUCCUCGAGUAUGGUGACAUUGACUUGGCCAGGCUGCUCUGUAUGCAUGAGGAAGCGCGCCGCCGCGCCACCAGCGCCAACGGCUCUGCAGACGAAGGUGCCGCCAGUAGCGGCUUGGAUAUGGACGGGAGCAACUGCCAAGAGAUUGACGCCAACUUCAUUCGUCUGUACUGGCAGCAGAUGCUGCGCGCAGUAAAGUGCAUUCAUGAUGCCCGUAUCGUGCACGCGGAUCUAAAGCCCGCCAACUUCAUGCUGGUCCAGGGGCAAUUGAAGCUCAUCGACUUCGGUAUCGCCAAGGCGAUUCAGGGCGACACGACGUCUAUUAAUCGGGAAUCGCAGGUUGGUACAUUGAACUACAUGUCGCCGGAGGCCAUUCAGGGCGGUACCCAAAACCCUUUUGGCGGCCCGCCGGUCAAGGUUGGCCGGCCCUCCGACGUCUGGAGCCUCGGUUGCAUCCUCUACCAAAUGAUCUACGGUCGGACGCCGUUCGCUGACCUGACCUUUAUACCGAAGAUGAACGCAAUUUGCAACCCGGAUUACAAGGUGCCUAUGCCCGAUUGCGGCGAGCCCGACGCAGUGGACUGCAUUCGCAGGUGUCUAGACCGGAGCCCAAAGACGCGAAUUUCGCUUCAGGAGUUACUGGACCAUCCCUUCCUGCAUCCCAAUCGGCGCAAGCACUCGCCGCCCAAGGUGGUGGAGCGAGCUCUGCCGCCACCCUGCGGCGUGGCGUCGGGAAUGGGAGCCUUGACGGAGGAACAGAUUAAAGCAAUCCUGCAGCUGGGCGUUGGUGGUGGAGGCCCCACGGACCUGGACAGCAUCGCACGGCGCGUUAUGCUGCAGCUGAGUGGCCGUGAGGGCGCUGUGGGGGCGGCUGGAACGAGCAUGGUGACCGAUUCCGUUUCACAACCAGCGGCACAAUGCGGCGCGGGUCGAUUAGUUGAGGAUGCGCCGCCAUCGUAUCCGAGUGCGGCACUGGCGCGCCCGCCACCACCGCCACCCCCUCCACCGCCGCCGCCCUUUCAGGCGGGUCUAUCGCGGGCGCCACCACCACAGCCAUUGCCAGUAGCUAAGCCACCGGCAGCGGGUGGCGGCCUGCUGGAUAGUGCAGCACGGCCUGCAGGGCAUCAGCGUGCAGUGCAGCCCGUGCCACAACCGGCACCACGGAGCGGCUCCGGCCCUAGCGGCAUGGGUGACAUCGCAGCCAUGGUAGCCGCUGCGGCAGCAAAGCGGGCUCUAAGGCCGCCAGGGGACAUGAAGGAAGACAAAGUUAAGUCGAGAGCGCCUACACGCGCAGCAGCAUUGCCUGUCGAUCGGCCGCCCAGCGACCGGCCCGCCAGCGGCAACGGCUUCAUGCCUCUCGCCGGCGCCGAGCUUCAGGCGGCCAUAUUGCAGCAGAGGGCACAGCUCCGUCCGGUGCAGGAGCAGCCGACGCGAAGCAAUUCGCAGCCUCAGCUGCACGGUAGGGCUGGCGGUGCUGUAGCGGGUGAGGCCGAGGGGGUGCUUGAGGCUGUGCUACGGCGGGGCCUCGAGCGCUUCCAUUUCAGCGACACCGGCGAUACGCUUUCGAACACAGGGGACUUCAUGGAAGCUGCCAUGACGGCUAAGCAGAGGGAGGGUUAA
Messenger RNA from Volvox carteri f. nagariensis, 4227 nucleotides. RefSeq lists its product as uncharacterized. The transcript has 13 exons. Gene Ontology annotation, cellular component: nucleus; spindle; kinetochore. NCBI's taxonomy places the organism in Eukaryota, Viridiplantae, Chlorophyta, Chlorophyceae, Chlamydomonadales, Volvocaceae. The record is from RefSeq and is a predicted model, not a curated record. The coding region runs from base 1 to 4227 and encodes 1408 amino acids. Gene Ontology annotation, biological process: meiotic spindle assembly checkpoint signaling; peptidyl-serine phosphorylation; chromosome segregation. Gene Ontology annotation, molecular function: protein binding; protein serine/threonine/tyrosine kinase activity; protein serine/threonine kinase activity.